Messenger RNA from Melospiza georgiana, 3274 nucleotides. RefSeq names its product ST6 N-acetylgalactosaminide alpha-2,6-sialyltransferase 1 (gene ST6GALNAC1). The record is from RefSeq and is a predicted model, not a curated record. The coding region runs from base 455 to 2284 and encodes 609 amino acids. Gene Ontology annotation, molecular function: alpha-N-acetylgalactosaminide alpha-2,6-sialyltransferase activity. The transcript has 9 exons. Lineage: Eukaryota; Metazoa; Chordata; Aves; Passeriformes; Passerellidae.
CUCUUUUCUGUGGUGGAUUUGCACCAAAUCUUACUUGGAUUUCUUGGGUUGUCUCCCUACCACAAGGUAAAAUGGAUGUGUAUCUAGCCAUCAGCAUUUGUGGGCAAGGAUUGCUCCUGGAUUGGGGCUGCAAGCAAUUAUUGCAUGAAGAAUAUUUGUUUGUGGCCAUGUGUAAAACCUUGGGCAGGUGGUGCUCUGAAAGCUUCCAGGAUUGUAACUAUGGUCACUUCCACACUUUGCAUGCAUUCCCAGUGAUGCCUUUUCCAGGUUAGGGAUAAAAGGUUUCUAUUUUAGGGCAGAACAAUGUCAUUAAGAAAAACACAAUAAACUUCCACUGUUUGCAGUAAAAGGCUUUCCUUUUCCCGCUCUUUAUAAAUAAGCUUCUGGUGAUAAAUAGGAACAGCACAAAACUGAUGCCUGCCUGAGAAACUGGAUCUGUGUGCUGUGACUGGGAAUGCUGGGAGACAGGGUGUGCACUUUAUUGUGGGAAAUCCAGAUGGAAAACCAGCCCAGUCCUUCCACACCCCUUGGUGAGGCAGUGCCUGGCGAGCCCUCUGCCACUCACGGGUUCCUCACCAUGCGCUGCUCCAGGCUAAGGCUCCCAAAAAUUGCCAAAGCCCUGAUUUGCCUCGUUGUUGUAUUACAGUUCUGCCUCUUCCUUGGCAAUUCCAGCUCCUUGUUUGACUUGGCAAAGACAAAGAUUUACAGGAAAUUGAACAUUUUCCAGCAUGCCCCAGAGACACAACAAGUGGACCCCCAAGAGCAACAGGGUUUGAACUCUUCUGAUAAUGGGAACUCCAGGAGCAUUUUAAAGGUGACUUUGGGAGGACACAUCACAAGGCUCAAUGAUGUGGUGGAGAGCACACCAAGAAAAGGAAAGGAGGAGCAGAAGGAAACAAUGAAACCAGUUAUGAGUGUUAAGGAAGAAAAGGGGAACAUGGCUGUGAAACCACCAUCCCAGUCGGAGGGAAUCAAGGAGACAACAGUGAAAACAACCCCUGUGGUGCAGGAAAACGAGGGGAAAACAACAGUGAGGCCAGCUCCAUGGGUGGAAAAAAACAAGGAAAAGACAACAGUGGAACCACUUCCCUUGGAGAAGGGUGGCAAGGAGAAAGCAACAGUGAAACCAUCCUCUGGGGUGAAGGGAGCACAUGAGAACAGCACAUCCCCAGACCAAGCAAAACCCAAAGCUCCUCCUGCAUCAAUGAAAACUGUACCGCCUACUCCUCAGGCUGCUGCUGUGACACAGAAGAGGAAACUGAGCUCUGUUAACUUCACAUCUGAGCCACAGUGGGAUUUUGAGGACGAGUACCUGCUGGAUAGCUCAUCCCCAGCCUCGACCUGCUCUGAAUCAGUGAGGGCCAGGGCUGCCAAGUCUGCCUGGCUGAGGGAUCUUUUCCUGCCCAACAUCACACUCUUCAUGGACAGGAGACACUUCAGUGACAGUGAAUGGAACCGCCUGGAGCAUUUUAUACCCCCCUAUGGCUUCAUGGACCUCAAUUAUUCACUGGUGAAGGAGGUCAUAUCCCUGCUGCCCCCAAAGCCCCACCAGCAGCUGCUCCUGGCCAACCAUGACAGCAGCAUGCCCACGUGCAUCAGCUGUGCUGUCGUGGGGAACGGAGGAAUUCUGAAUAACUCUGGGAUGGGCCAGGAGAUUGACUCCCAUGACUAUGUCUUCAGGCUGAGCGGGGCUCUAAUCAAGGGUUAUGAAAAAGAUGUGGGAACAAAAACUUCCUUUUAUGGAUUCACAGCCUACUCCCUGGUUUCCUCUCUUCAGAUCUUGGGACACAGAGGGUUCAGGAACAUCCCACGGGACAAACAUGUCAGAUACAUUCACUUCCUGGAGGGAGCAAGAGACUAUGAGUGGCUGGAGGCUCUGCUGUUCAACAAGGACAUCAGGAAAGGAUUCCUGAACCUCAGUGGGCAGAAGCCCCGGCAGAAAUUCGAUGAAGAUUUCACAAUGGACAAAUACCUGGUGACUCACCCUGAUUUCCUCAGAUACAUGAAAAACAGGUUUUUAAAGUCUAAAAAUUUGCAAAAGCACUACUGGAGGCUGUACAGACCCACAACAGGGGCCUUCCUGCUGCUGACUGCCCUCCACCUCUGUGACCAGGUCAGUGCCUAUGGCUACAUCACAGAGGGGUAUGAGAAGUACUCAGAUCACUACUAUGACAAGGAGUGGAAAAAGCUGAUUUUCUACAUUAACCAUGACUUCAACCUGGAGAAGCAGCUGUGGAAAAGGCUUCAUGAUGAGAAUAUAAUGAAACUUUACCUGAGAACCUGACUGCAGCAAGGGCCAUUGCCUGGGAAAUCUCAACAACACCUCACAGAGAACAGAAGAGGAUCCCCAGAGCCAAGGUCAGCUCUGCACUGCCAGGCACAUUUCAUCCCCACAAAGACAUUUCCCUCCUUCAGCAGCUCUGUAAUUUCACAACAUUUCAACAAAUGUGUGAAUGCUGCAGACCCAAAGACCAACAGGAAAUGCAGCCUGCAAAUAAAUCCCACCUGGCUGUGCUGCAGGGGUCUUGCUGGUUGUUGUAGGCAUGGGCAUUAUGAGAACAGAAUCCAGGAUGGAUAUGGUCCUGUGUGUAAUUUCUCUCUCUGCAAGAAGAUGCUCCUCAGGCUGGGGCCACUUCUCUUCUGCGUGGAUCCUCUCCUUUAGCAAUGCCCAUUUUGGAGCUGGGUGUUGUCUAAACAAACUCCCUGAGGAGCUGGAAUGGAUGGAGGUGGAAAUACAGAUUCUGUUUCAGGUUGACUUUAUUUCUUGGGAGGAGGGGGCUGCACUCACUCUGCUCCCUGGAGAUAAAAAGGAUGGAGUGGACACUUCCAGGUGACCAAUUUGGGAGAGAAUGAGUUUCACUUCUGCUACCUAGAAUGGCCUUGCUCUGACACUUCCAGAGCAGCACUGCCAUCAACUUCAGGGCAGGCAGCUGCUCUCCAUGGUGCAGCACACCUCCUGUACCUGCUGCCUCUUGCCCCAGGGCUCCCCUGGCUGCACAAAAUGUGAAUUUUGUGGCAUGGACCUGAUGUGCCAAGUCCUUGCACAGCUGGACUCGGUCAUGCUUGGCUCCCAGCUGUGUUUGUCCUGUUGGAGGUGGAAGCUCUCCAAGCCCAGGGAUGGAUGCCAUGUGUCAUUGCUGCUGGCUGAAGGGCCUGUCUCCCACGGUGCUGAGAGGGGCCCAGCUGCAGCCAGCACACCUGGGGUGUGUUGGCCUCCUGGAAGGGGUUUUGUAAGCAAAAUAAAUGGCACUGCUUUGGCCAAGCUGAUCUUUCA